AUGAAGUCGAUGAAAAGCCUCAGCAUGAACAAGAUGCUCGGGGGCAUCAAGAGGAAGAGCACACUAGCAGCACCUACUGCCGGCUCGGCUGCCGCUGCCGUACCGCAACAAGGCGAAGCUCCCGAAAAGACGGCUCACAACAGCGUUAAAGCCUUUUGCGAGUCGGGAUACAAUGUCCAGGGCGACGAAGUCCUCUUCCUCCCGCCCAUUGUCGACGCUGCCGAGUCCUCCCCCGCCGCCGCUACCGAGUGCGCCCGCCUCAUCCGCAAGUUCAUGUCCAAGGACUACUUCUCCCGCGCCGCCUGGCAGUACAACGCCAUCAUGCUCCUCCGCAUCCUGACCGAGAACCCGGGCCCCAUGUUCACCCGCAACAUUGACGCCAAGUUUGCCGACACCUGCAAGGCCCUGCUGCGCGGCACCAAGGACCUCAACGUCCGCCAGAUGCUCAUCGAGACGCUCGACGACUUUGAGCAGACAAAGUCUCAGGAUGAGAACCUGGCCGUCCUGCUGCAGAUGUGGUCCAAGGAGCGCACCAAGAUUCAGGCUGUCUAUGGCAACGCUCCGAGAAUGGCGCCUCGUCCAUUUCUCACGAACCCGCAGCAACAACAGUCGCCAAACAGCAACAAUAACGGCCAAAACUACUUUUCCCGCCACCACACCAACAACAAGCUGCCCGGCGCCGUCGAGCUUGCCAGCCGGCUCGAAGAGGCGCGCACGUCAGCCAAGCUGCUCGAGCAGGUUGUCAUGAACACGCCUCCCGCCGAGACGCUCGACAAUGACCUGAUCAAGGAGUUUGCCGACCGCUGCCUGAGCGCCUCGCGCAGCAUCCAGGGCUACAUGAUCGCUACCAACCCCGGCCCCGACAACGAGACGAUGGAGGCCCUCAUCGACACCAACGAGCAGCUGCAGACGGCUCUUAACCAGCACCAGCGCUCCGUCCUCAGCGCCCGCAAGCAGCUCGGCCUCGGCGUGCGGUCCGAGGAGACGACACCCGCCGGUGGGACGCCCACCGCCGCCGACGAGCCCGUCUCGCCCAUGCUCGACUCACCGGCGCAGCCUGUCCGAAACGGCAAGGGAAAGCAGACGGAUCUGUAUCAGGCUGAGCCCUCGGGAUCCGGUCCCGGCUUGGGCAUGGCCUCUGGCUCCGGCUCCGGCUCUUCCUCCAACAAGGGCAAGCAUAUCCGCGACGAGGAGGACCCCUUUGCCGACCCUUUUGCCGAUCCGCAGCAGGACGACCACACCCCCAACAAUGGCGCGGCCCGCUCACGGACGCCCGUCGUGCAAGAUGAGAUGCCGCAUGAGCCGUUCCAUCCUGGGUUUACGCCAGCUGCCGUCCCGCCGGUAGGCCACCCCGCGCUCCGCGAUGGCGAGACGGCGUCCAAGGACACGUCGAUUGAGGAUCUCUACGAUGCCGCUGCCGCUUCCGGCAAGGGCAAAUCUACUGUUUAA
Molecule: messenger RNA, 1449 nt
Organism: Akanthomyces muscarius
Lineage: Eukaryota; Fungi; Ascomycota; Sordariomycetes; Hypocreales; Cordycipitaceae
Exons: 5
Coding region: 1-1449 (482 amino acids)
Biological process (GO): actin cortical patch localization; actin filament organization; endocytosis
Cellular component (GO): actin cortical patch
Molecular function (GO): phosphatidylinositol binding; ubiquitin binding
Source: RefSeq, a predicted model, not a curated record